Trypanosoma cruzi is the source of this 3426-nucleotide messenger RNA. RefSeq lists its product as uncharacterized. The record is from RefSeq and is a predicted model, not a curated record. NCBI's taxonomy places the organism in Eukaryota, Euglenozoa, Kinetoplastea, Trypanosomatida, Trypanosomatidae. Bases 1 to 3426 code for a protein of 1141 amino acids. The transcript has a single exon.
AUGGCGCUACGGGUGGUAGGAGGGGGGGAAGAGGAGAUGCUGAGCGCACGGGUGCUUGUGAAUAACCAAAACACAGUCAGAGCCACCGUCACUCUCCCGAAUUCACCGCCUCGUGCGCUGCAGAAGCGAGCAACGGGCGACAGUGCAUACGCCCAGUUAAAGCGGGAAAUUUGCCCCGUCACCGGGAGGGCUAGGAAAGAUUUCACGGGCUUCACUGAGACGAGCCCCUUGCUAAAAAAUACAAAACAUAUACCCGGAAUCUUGCGGGAGGACGUGCAUCCACAUCUGGAUGAUGUCUACCAACGCGUCAUGCGUCGUCUGCAGAGAAAGGCAAAUUACCAGGAGAUUGGUGCCCCCCCUCUUGCUGUGCAGUUUGGGAUCAUUGACGAUACAGACGAGGAGAAAAGCCGAGAGAAGAACGAAUCGGACUCGGAAGAUCCCCUCAACUUGGGUCAAUCAUUAAUUUCAUCCGGCACAACAACCAAAAGUGGGAGUUCAAGGCACAAGCAGCUGGGACGAGGCAUUCCACCAUCGGCAGCGCUGGCUCAAGAUGGGCAUGAGGCGGAAGAUGACGCCUUUUUCCUGUCGCAGCAACCGUGCCCCAAGACACUGCGACUGGUUGUUGAGCACGUGACCGCCACCGUGACGGAGAAGCUACGACUUGCAGAGACGGGGUCGUUGAAGAAUUGCCUUUGCUUAGUCUUUGAGAGCCGCGCGUUGUUGGAGCGCCUGUUGAAGGAAAUUCCGUCCUACUCACAGUUUCAAGGAGAAGGGGAACGGCUACCGACAGCGGCGCAGUUGCAGGAGAUGUAUCAGGAGUUUAGGCGAAAGCCGGUGGUGCUGCCGACUGCACGGUUUGAAAAGGAACCUAAAAACGGCCAUGUUGUGGCCUCCCUCUUUGACAGCAGGACACACCCUCUAAACCCGAUGCCUUCACACAGUGGUGAACAACCACUGCAGCAGCAAGAAGAACAAACGGAACUGGGCGUCUCACAAGAAACAACAACCGCCACGAAGACGGGCAUCUCCAUCUCAUUUGAUACUCCGAGUUGUCUUACCAGCGAGGAAUCAAGGAAGGUAGCACUUUUGGGUGAAGUUGCCAUUGUGAUUCCCCCGACGUAUGCUCAAAGCUCGAGGAAGCGGCAGACGAGUUUCCGUCUUCGAAAGGCGGCUGGUGCGGGGUCUCGCGGCAAUCUCCGCUUUUCGGGGAACGGAAGUUCCUUCACGAAGACGGCACCAAAUUCAUUUGCGCGUGACAACCCUCUCGACACAAAACGGGUACAAGGGCCUGCUUUCUCGGGGAGAGUUGCCGAUGAUUCCGCCACAAACACGAGUUCUAAUACUACUUCUACUACCGCUUCUAUUACUGCUGCUUCUACUGCUCCUGGUGGUAGCAAUGUUGCCGCGACAGGAUUGGACGCGGACACACCGACUGUGGCAGCAAGAACCUCACUCGCUGACACGGAAAGGAAGCAGCGUGCGACACGAAUCUUCUCUGUGGGCACCCUCACCGAUAUGAAUAGCACAUCCAUUGUACAUCGAGAGGAGUAUGAACAGUUGCAGGCGUACACAAGAACCCUUCUUGUAGAAGUUGAGGAACGGAAACGGGAAAUUCGCGAGCUUCAGGAGCAAUUGAAUGAGGAACUGGACUACACGACACAAAAGCGGAAGGUGAUUCAAUACCUGCGGGAGACACUUUACAAGGAGUGUAACGUUCUCCGCUCUCAACUCUCCGCGGCGCAGCAGAAACAGAUCCACUACCAAAGUCUCUUGAAGGAGCAGCAACAGGCCCUUGCACAUGCCGCAACUGUCAUGAAUGCCGAAGUACGCAGCGCAACGAGCGCAUCGACGUGCGAGGGGACACGCCUUCCAAACCUCAGUACGACACGUUUUAGCCCAAACGAGGUUCCCAGCAUGGCGGUGUCCAUUGGCGCUGGAAUGCAGAGUUUUCGGCGUACCAACCCAAAUGUCUCCGUUAUUGGUGUGGGCCGUGGCAGCACGCAUACGGAGGAAAAUGAGGAUGGCAACGGCUCUGUUGUCGCAAUGGGUGCGGCUGCGACGGUUGGAGGCCAACAGAUCUCGAUUGACAUUACGGCGAUUCAGAGUCUUUUGGAUCUCGUUUUGCUGGCGGUGGAGAACGACCAGUUGAUCCCGAGCGUUGCCACCCGAGGCGCCCAUGCAAAUUUGGGCAAUAUUGCCAAUCUCAUGGCAGAAGAUCCACACCGCCGUGAGAAGAAUAUAAAGAAGGAGUUUGCGGAGAUGCAGCGGCAGGCGAAGCAAAAUUAUUCAAUUGGUCGGACGCAACUAACAGUGUUGCUUGCAUUAAAGGAACAACAAAUCAAAGAUAUGAAAAAUUUUUCUGAUGUACACUUCCUAAAGGGUUUUUGGAAUGAUAGGUGUAGUACGCUACGAGACGAGCUUCGACGUGUCCGUAGGGCCGUCCAGGAGGACUUGGAAUCUCUUAGGCAGUUUGUCGUCGUGUCAAUGGAAAGUAUUGCCAGGCGUACGCAUGUAGUGGAUGCGAGCUUGACGGAGAACAAUACCCUUUUCAAUACACAGUCAGCAUUGCGAGAUGUCAUUUUAUCCGCCCAGUCCCUUUUACUGCCCAUGUUAACGACAGAAUAUGAGCGUGGUUAUCACCCAUGGCCACUUAAGUUACGCAACACAGCAGACCCUUUUGCCCGUAUGAUUAAGGCACGGUACGGUGAGAAGCAGUUGUUGCUUUUGCGGGAAGAAAUGAAUGCACUAAGCAGCAUCUACCUGGAGUUACAUCAUUACGUGAUGAAGAAUCUUGUGUCACCUGUCAUAAAGCGACCGUUGCCGGGUAAAACUCUGUGGAACCUGUGUGCAUUGUUGGCCAUGAACAAUUGCACUUCAGCCGAAGUUUGGACGCGGGUGCGGGAAAAGUACACACGGGAUAUGACCCUCCGAAAGAAUAUUGCCGCAUUAAACAUGUCGAUUCUAACUUUGAUGUAUCGCCAACGCAUAGUAACGGAGCGCUCUACGGAAGCCAUGCAACAAGCCGGCAUGGACCCACGGCUCAGUGGUUUACCGGUCCAGCGCACAGUUAACAUUAUUGCGGAAAGACUGCACAGGGUGAUUGCCGAACGCGCAACUCUACGAAAGCAACGGCAGGAAAAUGCACGUGACGUUUAUCGGAUUUGGAAGAAGAGUCAGAUUGACGUGUAUGAGGGGUAUACUCCGCCGAGCCAACCGCAACGACUUGUUCUGGCUGAGAUGCACACCGAUGCGCAGAGACCUUUGCUCGCGGUGCUCUCCACCUCUCAUCGUGGUGAGAAUAACUCUCUGGGGAAUGCCUUCUUUUCCGCGAACAAAAGUGCCAACUUUUGGGAUCACAUGCUCUCCACAGAAAAAGAGGGAGAGAGGUCAACGGAGGAAGGAGACUCACCGAUAUCGGCACAAUAA